CGCCUUCAAUGGUCACUUUCAUGGGUUGUAACUCGCAACAGUAAGUUUCGGGCAUCGGCAAGUUGUAAAGCUCAAGGAAGUUCUGAAAGUGGAAUAGACAGAUUUAGUGAUCUUUCGGAUGAAGUUGCUCAUCAGAAUUGUUCUGUUAAUUGCAAUUUAGGCAAGGGAGGAGCUGGUGUGUUCGCAUAGGAAGGUGUAACUGAGGUGGUAAAACUUUAGGACAAAAUCUUAAGAGAAAAGACCUUAUUUCCUAAAGUCUAACCCCUUAUUUUUUUUUUUUUUUAAAUGUCACAUAUAAUUUUUUUGAAUAUCACAUAUAAUUUUUUUAAAUAUCACAUAGGAAGGUGUAACUGAGGUGGUAAAAGUUUAGGACAAAAGAGAAAAGACCGGAUUUCCUAAAGUCUAACCCUCUAAAUUUUUUUGAUAUCACAUACUAAUUGAAUACAUCCAGAUUUUUGUGGAAUUUUAUAAAAUUCUUUAAAUCUUGUUUGAAUAUCGAUGAACUUCCAUGGCUUUAUUUAAAAUUUGGAUAGAAUACAGCUCUCUCUGAAAAAGGGUUUUGCCCCUCUCUUCAAAACUCUUUGGCUUAGGGAGUACAAUUGGAGUUUAAAGAAUUUUAAAAGAAUUUUAAAAAUCUAAAUGUAUUCAAUUAGGAUUUAAAAAAAAAUUAUAAAACUCCAUAAAAAACUCGAGUGUAUUUAUUACGGAUUUUAAAAAUUCAACUAGGAUUUUAUUUAAAAGAUGAAUGAUUGUUAACCGGUUCGGCCGAUUGACGACUCCGGAGAAAAACCUAAUCAUGUAAAAAUGUAUAUAAAAAUACGAAGGAUUGUUAACCCUAAAGUCCAGGAGGGAGUGCCUUGUAUCUCACGUAUUACUCUCAUCCAUAUACUCUUCCUGCGAGACCUGAUUGCCCAAGAAGAAUUGAUUCAGCCACUACCACCUUGCCUGGAAAGUGCUUGAUAAUAUGCAUCUGUGAGAUUGAGAAUUUAAUUAGGAAAGGAUUAUCUCUUGUAGAUCCGACCACCUCCUUGAGGAGUCACUGCGAUGGGGUGCAAGCGCAACCUGCAGGCAUCCACAAUUUGUCAAGCUGAAGGGACUUCCUCUGAAGGUGGAAUAGACAGAUUUAGUAAUCUUCCGGAGGAAGUUGCUCAUCAUGUUCUUUCCUUCCUCAAUUUCAAAGACCUCACUCGAGUGGGUGCUCUGCCCAAAAGAUGCAGACAAUUUCACAUAUCAGUUCCGGUGGUGGAUUUUGGUACAAAUCAGUGGACAGAUGUAAAAAAAGUGGAUUUACCGGGGCUGAUGAGUUCUUUUGAUAGAUACUUGCUUGAUCGUGGUCAUAACAGGAUGCAGCGAGUCUGCAUCGGCUUGAGUUCCUAUAAAUCUGAAACAGCGAAGAAAGUUUCUGAUGACUAUUCUCGAGUACUCAAGUGGAUUCAUAAUGCAGUAAGGUGUAAUGUUGAAGAGCUUGAUCUCUAUUUCAUAUACCGGGUUACUAGCAUGUUGUCAUUGCCAUCUUUCAUUUUCCAUUCUCAAUCUUUGCGCUCUCUAUCGGUGUUCUCGGGUACACGCACUUUGGAGAUCGUUGAAGCACCGUCCCUAUCCUUUUCUAGUAAUCUCCGUUACUUAUCAUUGAGUGAUGUUAAAAUAGUAGACGAGAGGAUUUUCAAAUGGAUCUCAUGUUGCUGCAAAUAUCUCAAGGAAUUAAGUCUUAGUUCUAUCAAGGGUACACAAAAUAUCUCCAUUGAAAGUUCGUCUUUGGAAUCCUUUUCUUUUUUCAAUGAUGACGAUGACGAUGACGAUGACAAUGACGACUGCCAUCUCAAUAUAUCUGGUGAGAAACUUGAAAAUAUAGAUAUGUACUGGGGUGGUUACGAAGUAUUUGAGAGCAGAAAAAGCACAAAUAGCAACACAUCAUUGAAGAUUUUUGCUCCAAAUCUUAAAACUUUGAAAUGGAAAGGAGAAGUGAGGAAUUGCCAAAGUCUGGGAAAUUUAAAGAGUUUGGAAGAAGUUGAGAUUUUAUUGGAGCCUCUGAAAAAUGAGUUUGACAAAGUAUUGGAGGUUCUUUGCAGUAUAUGCUCGGCACAAGUUCUUAUUAUAAACGACAAGACCAUUAAGGCUGUGUACAAGGAAGGUUCCAAGCGAACACUAAUAUUGGAUAACGUUCGGAACUUGAGCAUACAUUGUGAGAGCUUGAAUAACAAGCUUGUUCCUGCUGUGGUCUCUCUUCUUAGGAGAAUGCCUAAUCUGAACAUUUUCUGCAUAAAGACUAGAUGUCACAGAUUGACUCCUAGAACAGCAAGUCGCUUUGGUAAUGAGUACUGGAAGCUGCAAAACCUUGCUUUCAUUCACCAGCUUAAGGAGGUAAGCAUAGAGAACUCCUAUGGGUCUAAUGAAAUCGAGUUUGCAAGGUAUAUUCUCGAGCAUGCUCAAAAUUUGAAGAAAAUGGUCAUUGUUCAUCGUGAUCAAAAUGCUCCGUCGAAAGUGUCUGGGAUGAUGAGUAAGAGCAAGAUGAUAUCCGCUGCUUCACUUCUCAUUCGGCAGAACCCAAAGCACUUCUACACUAUCACUUAUAUUGGUCCUGGGAUCUCACAUUGCGAUUUUGAUAUCUCAGAUAGUGAUUCGGAGAGCUCAGAUAGAGAUUCAGAGUUAAAUUCUUAAGCAAGUAAAGGGAUUUCUGGGAUCUAAAGGGAAGAUUGUUUGAUGUUUAAAAAAAAAAAAAAAAAACAUUGUUUACUGAGUUAAGCCUAUUUGACAUGGCAUUUCUGCAAUAUUUCUUGUGUAAUAUCUUCCUUGCAAUUUGCUUAACCCAAACCUAAUUGUCUUGCAAGGCACAAAAAUUAAUAAUCUGGGAUCCGAAAAGGAAUCAA
Pyrus x bretschneideri (Chinese white pear) is the source of this 2867-nucleotide messenger RNA. RefSeq names its product putative F-box protein At3g58860. The record is from RefSeq and is a predicted model, not a curated record. Lineage: Eukaryota; Viridiplantae; Streptophyta; Magnoliopsida; Rosales; Rosaceae. The transcript has 5 exons. Gene Ontology annotation, molecular function: protein binding. Bases 1045 to 2658 code for a protein of 537 amino acids.